AUGAUGAACAUCCAUGGCAGAAAGCAGAACCUUUUGAUGUUUCCAUGGUUAGGCCAUGGCCACAUUUCUCCUUUCCUAGAACUCUCCAAAAAGCUAAGUAACACUAACCUUUUCAACAUCCACCUUUGUUCCACUCCUGCUAACCUAGAAUCCAUCAAAAAAACCCUAGGAAACAACUCCGAGAUUCGACUCAUCGACCUCCACCUUCCGCCGUUGCCGGAGCUCCCACCCCACCUUCACACCACCAAUGGCCUCCCUCUCUAUCUUAUGCCAUCUCUCAAACAAGCUUUUGAUAUGGCAAGUCCAACCUUUUCAAGAAUCUUGAAUACCCUUAAGCCCGAUUUGCUCAUUUACGACCUUAUUCAGCCGUGGGCGGCGGCUGCCGCUGCUGCCAUUGGGAUCCCUUCAGUGGUGUUCAUCACCACCAGCACCACCAUGGCUGCCACCAUGUUUCAUCUUUACUUGCAUUCCUCCACAGGCGUUGAGUUUCCAUUCUCCUCGAUUUACUUUCGUAGCUACGAGUGCGUUCACAUAUCCGAGAUUCUUGAAAGCUCGGCAAAUAACCGUAAAGAUAAAGACCGUGUUAUGGAGUGUGUCGACCGGUCUUCGAGUAUUGUCCUUGUUAAGUCGUUCAAGGAGGUCGAAGGUAAGUACGGGGAUUACCUUUCUCUUCUCACGGGUAAAAAAGUUGUACCCGUGGGUCCACUUGUUGUGGACCCGUUUCUUGAUACGAAACAGAACAGUACGAUCCAGUGGCUUGAUACAAAAGCCACUGGAUCUACCGUUUUUGUUUCAUUCGGAAGUGAAUAUUUUCUUUCGAGUGCCGAUAUCGAAGAAAUCGCAUAUGGGUUAGAGAUGAGUAAAGUUAACUUCAUUUGGGUCUUGAGGUUUCCAAAAGGGGAAAGAAAUAUUAGGGUUGAAGAAGCUUUGCCAUUAGGGUUUCUUGAAAAGGUAAGAAACAGGGGUUUAGUGGUUGAAGGAUGGGCCCCACAAACAAAAAUAUUAGGGCACAAAAGUGUAGGAGGUUUUGUGAGUCAUUGUGGAUGGAGUUCAGUAAUGGAAGCCAUGAAAUUUGGUGUUCCAAUAAUUGCAAUGCCAAUGCAUCUUGACCAGCCGGUCAACGCUCGGCUGGUGACGGAGGUUGGGGUCGGGGUGGAGGUGGUGAGGGAGGCGGAUGGGCGGUUGAGGCGGGAAAAGGUGGCGGCAGUGGUGAGACGAGUGGUGGUGAGUAAGUUAGGGGAAGGUGUGAGGAAAAAAGCCAAGAAAAUGAGUGGUGAUCUGAGGGUGAAAGGAGAGAAGGAGAUUGAUGGGGUGGUGGAGGAGCUAUUGCAACUUUGCGGUGGUGGCGGUGGCGGUGGCGGUGGCGAUGGCUGUGGCAUCGGCGGCAUCAGUGGUGGUGGUGUUGAAAAGAAGAAAAGUGGAGGGUUUGCAAUUGAUGGGGUGGUGGAGUUGUUGCAACUUUGCGGUGGUAGCGGAGGUGGUGGUGGUGAUGGCAGCGGCGGCGUUGUUGGUGGUGGUGGUGGCAGUGGAAGUUUUGCGGUGGAGAGUGAAGUUUGA
Messenger RNA from Cynara cardunculus var. scolymus (artichoke), 1557 nucleotides. RefSeq names its product beta-D-glucosyl crocetin beta-1,6-glucosyltransferase-like. Gene Ontology annotation, molecular function: UDP-glycosyltransferase activity. The record is from RefSeq and is a predicted model, not a curated record. Bases 1 to 1557 code for a protein of 518 amino acids. The transcript has a single exon. Lineage: Eukaryota; Viridiplantae; Streptophyta; Magnoliopsida; Asterales; Asteraceae.